This is a messenger RNA of Brienomyrus brachyistius, 3955 nucleotides long. Its product is annotated as phosphatidylinositol-3-phosphatase SAC1-B. Gene Ontology annotation, biological process: phosphatidylinositol dephosphorylation. Bases 111 to 1871 code for a protein of 586 amino acids. Gene Ontology annotation, molecular function: phosphatidylinositol-4-phosphate phosphatase activity. The transcript has 20 exons. Lineage: Eukaryota; Metazoa; Chordata; Actinopteri; Osteoglossiformes; Mormyridae. Gene Ontology annotation, cellular component: endoplasmic reticulum. The record is from RefSeq and is a predicted model, not a curated record.
CUGUAUUUUUAUCCUGCUAAUUAUCUUCUUCCUUAAAUUCCUCCUCCUCCUGUAUCUAUUAGUGACGUAACACGUAGCGACGUUGAGGGCAGGCUGUUACCACAGUAAAGAUGGCGGCGGCCUACACCAGCUUCAGUCUCCACAUGACCCCUGAGAAGUUCUUCAUUGAGGCCUGCGAUGAGGGAGCCAGUGAUGUGCUGGCCAUCGAUAGGGUGUCCACUGAGAUGACCCUCACAGUGAAGAAGGAUGUCCCCCCCUCGGCUGUCACUCGUCCCAUUGUUGGAGUCAUGGGAACCAUCCGUCUGGUGGCAGGAAUGUACCUCACUAUCAUCACCAAGAAGAAGAAGGUGGGCGACCUGCUUGGACACACGAUUUGGAAGGCCACAGAUUUCGACAUCAUCUCCUACAAGAAGACGAUGCUACACCUGACAGACAGUCAGAUGCAAGACAACAAGGCCUUCCUGUCCAUGCUGAACAACAUGCUGACCAUGGACGGCUUCUACUUCAGCACCGAUUAUGACCUGACUCACAGCUUGCAGAGGCUGGCCAACACCAGCCCGGAGUUCCAGGACAUGAGCUUGCUGGAGAGGGCUGAUCAGAGGUUUGUAUGGAAUGGACAUCUGCUGAGAGAAUUUAUCGCACAACCUGAGCUGCACAAGUUUUCUUACCCUGUCCUUCACGGAUUCAUCACCGUGAAGUCUGGUUGCAUCAAUGGGAAGGUCUUCGACUGGGUCCUCAUUUCCCGCAGAAGCUGCUUCCGGGCUGGAGUCCGCUACUACGUGCGAGGUAUUGACUCAGAGGGUCACGCUGCCAACUUUAUAGAGACAGAACAGAUUGUGCAGUACAACGGAGGAAAAGCCUCAUUCGUGCAGACCCGAGGCUCUAUUCCAUUCUUUUGGUCUCAAAGGCCGAACCUCAAGUACAAGCCCAAGCCGCAGAUCAGCAAAUCCACCAGCCACUUGGAUGGCUUCCAGAGGCAUUUCGACUCCCAGGUCAUCCUUUAUGGCAAACAAACGAUUCUGAAUCUGGUGAACCAGAAAGGGUCGGAGAAGCCAUUGGAACAGGCCUUCGCCAAGAUGGCUUCCAGUGUGGCCAAUGGGAUGGUCAGAUAUGUCGCCUUCGAUUUCCACAAGGAGUGCAGCCGGAUGAGGUGGGACCGGCUCCAGGUCCUGGUGGACAGCGUGUCUGAGAUGCAGGAUGAGUCUGGCUACUUCCUGGUGGACCCUGAGGGAGUGGUACUCAUCCAACAGGAGGGCACGUUUCGCAGUAACUGCAUGGACUGCCUGGACCGCACCAAUGUCAUCCAGAGCCUGCUGGCACGCCGCUCACUACAGUCGCAGUUGCAGAGGCUGGGCGUUCUUCAUGUGGGCCAGAGGAUUGAGGAGCAGGCAGACUUUGAAAAGAUAUACAAGAACGCCUGGGCUGACAAUGCCAAUGCCUGUGCCAAGCAGUAUGCUGGAACUGGGGCCCUGAAGACAGACUUCACAAGGACAGGGAAGAGGACCUACUGGGGGCUUUUAAUGGAUGGCUGGAACUCCAUGAUCAGAUACUACAAGAACAACUUCUCUGAUGGCUUCCGACAGGACUCCAUCGAUCUGUUUCUGGGGAACUACAUGGUGGAUGAGGUGGAUGUUUCCACACCCCUUCAAAUCCAGAGGGACUGGAGAUUCCUGACGCUGCCUGUCAUCAUGGUUGUCGCCUUCUCCAUGUGUAUCAUCUGCCUGCUCAUGGCCGGUGACACGUGGACGGAAACUUUGGCAUAUGUGCUCUUCUGGGGCACGGCCAGCAUCACCACGGGGGGCGUCAUCCUCAUCAACGGUCAGGAGUUUGUGGACGCACCACGACUGGUGCAGAAGGAGAAGAUGGACUGAACGUGCACGUGUGGAAAGCGGUCGAGAUUGGCGGACUCCUCCUUCGCUUCCCCGCUCUCCUCCUCUUCCUCCCAGCUGAGCCGGGGCUGUUGUCUGUACUGAUGGUAGUGGGGGGAGGGGUCCGUGGCCCUAGAGAGGUCUACCCGGACGUGCCGCUGUCCACACCCCACAUGUAGAGGGAACGUGGCGUCCUGCAGCCCUCCUGCCGUCUCCUCUGCCCUCCCAUGACCAGGGAGCACGAAUCUGAGACCAUCUGCUGCCAUCGGUUGUGACGUCUUCUUGUGAUCAACAAAUAAGUCAACGAAUAAAUCUGCCAACGAAUAAGUCAAAAUAUCUGUGUUUUCCUGGGAGUGGAAGUUUUUCAGACCUUCAGAAACACUUGUGGUGGUUCUACCAACAGCAUAUUUUGUGUCUAUGAAAAUCUGAAGGCUUUGAGCACUACAUCCCCCCCUUACCUUUACCUGCUUCCAUGCUUAAUUUUCACUCCCUGUUUAGGUCUUGUACUCUCUUUGAUAUACCCAGAGGAAAAUUCAGCUUAUUCCCAUACUUAUGAAUGAUUGUAAUUAAACCAAUGAAUGACUUAUACAAGUACAUUGGCUUAUAUCAGACCCAUUUUAAUCUUCCUGUUGCUGGGUGUUGAGCCAUAAUAUGCAGCCCUUUGUGAUGGAUCUGUAUGAGGAAGACUGAGGAGGUCAUUAGGGACGUCACACUCGCUGGCUGUGGUUUCAUUGCUCCUUGUAUUUUCCCACGAGGCAGGACCAGCCGGCCCAUGAGCAGAUUACCAGUUAGUGUAUCAACGCCAGCAAUCCUCUCACUUGCAUCCUGUUUGUUUCAGUACUCAGAUCAUCUAGUGGUAGGUUUGGUGGGUUCGGGGGUUGCGACUGUGCAUAAUGGGUGAAUGGUUUGUAUAUAAUGUAACACAUUAUACAGUAUUUCUCAUUCUGUUACUGGCUAUUGGAAUGACUUCAGCCUAUCAGAGAAUGUGAUGAUCAGUUGCUAUGACAAUGACUAAUUAAUGUUGUUGCACCAGUUACACAUACAGUGCCAGUGAAUGUCUCUGUGAAAGUAAAUCUUUGACCCCAGGCGGAACACGUGCUGGAUUCUGUUUAUAAUUUUUUCUUUUACUUAAUUUUAACUUUUGUUGUAAACAUUUACCUUGGUAAGUAACUAAAGAGGUGUCAGUUUGGGGAACUACUUUGUAGAAGCAUGGGUUCCAUGCCAGACUGUAAGGGUUAGUGAAUGUACACAUUUCCUUGGUUUGGUUGUGCAUAGUAGAUGUCUUGCUCUGUGUGAGUUACAUGCUCUGGUAUCACUUUACUUAAAGCUGUAAUCAUAAUGCACUAUCAAUACCUUCACAAGGCAUUAUGAACACAGCCAUAAAUAUUUAUAAAAACACAACUCAUUAUAGCCAUCUUUAUUAUGCAUUGGGAAUGCCUUAUGAAGCCCUCGUAAGUCCUAUAAUGCACUAUAGAUACCUUCAUAAUGCAUUAUAAUGGUAAAUAUAAGCAUUAAGAAUGCUUUGUGUUGCAUUAUAAAGGUAUCUAUAGUGCAUUAUAGAUGAGAGCUUCAUGGAGAAUUCAUAAUGCACAAUAAACAUGGCUAUAAUGUGUUAUGCCUCUAUAAAUAGUUGUAGCCAUGUUCAUAACACUUUAUGAAUGCAUUAUAAUACAUUAUACACGACUGCUUUAAGUAAAGUUACCAAAGCUCUUCUAAUUGCUGAGAAGUUCUGCUGUAAGCCAAAUUGAAUAAGGCCACACACCAUUCCUGUAACUUACUAAGAAACGCAACAGGCGCAUUGAAAAUAUAGCACUGUCUCCAUAUGUGUGGCUGCUGUCCAUGUACCGUGGUAUAAUACUCAUGGUAGGGAGCAGUUUUGUUUCUUCAACAAUUCCAUUAUCUUUUCUAGAAGAGAGGCCGUUCUAUCUUUUGUUACCUUGUAUGGAUGUGUUCAUGAUACACAAAAUAAUGGUUCAGAUGAAUGAUGUACGCAGGACUGUUACGCGAUGUUUGGUCAUUUCCCCUUCUGUUCAGCUGGAAUGUUCUAUUUUCCAAUAACUUUGUAAUAAAAGCCGACAUAAAAGAUA